GCUAGUCAAGAAUUAUCGCAGCAUGGAGAUGCAGCCACAACUCGAGGACACAGCUGGAUACGCCUCCCUUCCCCGCGCUGCUGUCUCGGCCAACAACAGCCACCGUUGGUUGGAGCUCAUAACUACUUCCCGAUGGAAAGAUGCCAACGGGUCAGAACUCGGCCGUUGACGAGUAAGCCGGCACGGCGUCGCUGCACGCUAACUGCCUAUUGAUUCAAGAUCGUCAGCCAUGCACAAAAAUGCGGCGAUUCUGAACUCCGAUGGCCCAAGCUACCAGGUCAGUUUAAGAGGCCAAGCUUGCAUCUGCUCUGACGGCAAAACGGCCGCGCGCCGGAAGCUUGAUUGGCUGGAAACUGAGCCAAACUCUGAACCAGAUGCCCCUGGCCACGGCCUCAUGCAGGGGCACGCCCGUUUCGACUGGCACCCUCGGGCAAGUGACUGGCAGAUGGAAACCCGACGCAACCUCAAAACACCAUCCCGAGAAGCUUGUGACUGGUGACACAGACAUCG
Molecule: messenger RNA, 510 nt
Organism: Thermothielavioides terrestris NRRL 8126
Lineage: Eukaryota; Fungi; Ascomycota; Sordariomycetes; Sordariales; Chaetomiaceae
Exons: 2
Coding region: 230-499 (89 amino acids)
Source: RefSeq, a predicted model, not a curated record